Helianthus annuus (common sunflower) is the source of this 1611-nucleotide messenger RNA. Its product is annotated as probable protein S-acyltransferase 7. The record is from RefSeq and is a predicted model, not a curated record. Gene Ontology annotation, cellular component: Golgi apparatus; endoplasmic reticulum. Gene Ontology annotation, biological process: protein targeting to membrane; peptidyl-L-cysteine S-palmitoylation. Gene Ontology annotation, molecular function: protein-cysteine S-palmitoyltransferase activity. The coding region runs from base 91 to 1371 and encodes 426 amino acids. The transcript is spliced from 5 exons. NCBI's taxonomy places the organism in Eukaryota, Viridiplantae, Streptophyta, Magnoliopsida, Asterales, Asteraceae.
AUAAAAGUCAAAGUCAAACCCCAGUUCUCCCUCUUCAUAUUCUCCAUAACACCUAUACUUUCAGAGAGAGAAAGUUAGAGAGAGAGAGAGAUGUACGGAGUACAUCCGCCGAAUAAUUCCGGUGAGGCCGACGGCGGUGCAACGGCGGAGGUGAUCCGUACAUAUCAGACAUGGAAAGGAAGCAACAUAUUUUUCCUCGGUGGAAGAUUUAUAUUUGGACCAGAUAUACGAUCAAUCUUCUUGUCACUAUUCUUAAUAAUUGCACCAGCUAUAGUUUUCUGUGUAUUUGUUGCGAGGAAGUUGCUUGACAAGUUCAACCAUCAUCUCGGGAUAUUGGUUAUGGUCAUAGCAAUUGUUUUCACAAUUUAUGUUGUAACGCUGCUUCUAGUAACUUCCGGAAGGGACCCAGGUAUAGUUCCACGCAACACGCACCCUCCAGAACCAGAAAUAAUAGAUCAGAGCCCAGAAGCCGGGUCCCAAACUCCACAGCUACGUUUACCUCGCUUCAAAGAAGUAAUGGUCAACGGAUUCACCAUCAAAGUCAAAUAUUGCGACACUUGCAUGCUUUAUAGACCACCGCGUUGUUCUCAUUGCUCAAUAUGUGAUAACUGUGUGCAACGGUUCGAUCAUCAUUGCCCGUGGGUCGGCCAGUGUAUUGGAUUGCGUAACUACCGGUUCUUUUUCAUGUUUGUGUCUUCAGCAACUCUGCUUUGUAUUUAUGUUUUCGCCUUUUGUUGGGUGUAUGUGAUAAAGAUCAAGAACAGUGAGGAAAAAUCGAUCUGGGGUGCGUUAAUCAAAACUCCCGCUUCGAUUGCGUUAAUAAUUUAUACGUUUAUAUGCGUAUGGUUUGUUGGUGGUCUUACGGUCUUCCAUCUUUAUCUCAUCAGCACAAACCAGUCUACAUAUGAAAACUUCCGGUACAGAUACGAUCAGACCGUAAAUCCACACAACCGAGGAAUAAUCGAAAACUUCAAGGAUGUGUUUUGGCGUAGUAUUCCUCCUUCCAAGAACGAUUUUAGGGCAAUUGUGGUAAGAGAAUCGGAAUCCAGAUCCCGGUCUUCAACGGGUGGUUUUGUAAAUUCAAAUGCGGAGAAAACUUUAAGUGAUAUAGAAAUGCGUGAUAGGAAGGAUAACGGGUUGGGUCAGGUCGAUCAGUAUGAGGAAACAGGCCAUGGUGAAGGUCGUAGUGAUCUACGUGGAAGUCACCCUCGACGGUCCAGCUGGGGAAGGAGAAGUGGAAACUGGGAACUACAGAGUGAUGUUGCGUCAGUUGCAUCGGGUCUUGGUGACUCGAACAGGAUCGUUGGUGGAAGUAGUGGCAGCUUGGGUGGCAGCAGGGGUGGUCAAUUGACAGGUCAACGUAGGCAAUGACAGGUCAACAUUCAUGGUAUUGUUUUCAUAGUUGUGGUUUGUUUGGCACUUUUUUUUUGGUGAAAUGGGUUAAUUGUUGUGUAUAGAAUGGAGAAUAUAAGCAACUCCUGACUUGUGAUAUUCAUGUGUGGUGUCUUGUUUAUUGAGAUUAUAGAAUAUAGACACUAAUGUACAUAGCUUUGGGCUCUUUUUUAUGUACGAUGUUCGGUUUUGCUCUUCAAUGGAUCGAAUUUCGCGUUA